UUUGGGGAGAGCUUGAAGGCAGCGUGUUUUUUCUUUGCUGCAGGCUAUAGUGGCAAAAAGAACUCCAAACCUGGUGUUUCUUUAUGGUAAUUUUUGCUUUCAUUGCACUCUGUAGGGAGGCUGAGCUCCUUGGUCGUCCUUUCUGAGGGGUUCAACAUAAUCCAGACACAAUAAUAUCUCUUUAAUGUUUUUAUCAAUGAUCUGGAUGCAGGAGUUGAAUGCACCGUUAGCAAAUUUGCUGAUGAUACUAAACUGGGAGGUGCUGCUGCACCUCAAGGGACAAGAGGCCUUGCAGAGGGAUCUAGAUAGAUUGGAGCACUGGGCAAACAGCAACGGCAUGAAAUUUAACAAGAACAAACGCCAGAUUGGCAGGAGUACAAAUUGGGAGACAAAUUUUCCUGCAGAAGGGGAUCUGGGGGUGCUGGUUGACAUCAGGCUCAAUAUGAGUCAGCAGUGUGCCCUGGCAGCCAAGAGGGCAAACUGCGUCCUGGGGUGCAUCAAACACAGCACAACUUGCCGGUCAAAAGAGGGGAUUAUCCCACUGUAUUUAGCUUUGGUGUGGUUUUACCUUGGCUACUAUGUGCAGUUAUGGGUCCUACAAUUUAAGGAUGUUGGUACUUGAAUGCCUCCAGCAAAACUGGUGAAAGGGCUGGAAGGCAUGUCCUAUGAGGAGUGGCUAAGGACUUCAGGCUUAGGGAAUAGCAGGCUGAGGAACGACCUCAUUGCUGUCCACAACCUCCUGAGGAGGGGAAGUGGAGACAAUGGUGCCGAUCUCUUCUUGGUAUCCAGGGGUAGGACGUGUGGGAAUGGUUCCAAGCUGCACCAGGAGAUUUAGACUGGACAUCAGGGAACAUUUCUUUAGAGGGUGGUCAAACACUGGAACAGGCUUCCUGAAGAGGUGGUCCAUGCUGAGUGCCUGGCAGUGUUUAAUAGGCAUUUGGACAACAUGCUUAAUAACAUGUUUUAGCUUUUGGUCAGCCCUGAAUUGGUCAGGCAGUUGGACUCGAUGAUUGUUUAGGUCGCUUCCAACUGAAAUACUAUAUUGUACUCUAUUCUAUUUUAGCAUAGCUACUUUCUAAACUAACAAGAAGCUAGAGCUUCUUAGCCAGUGAUGUUCCUGAGAUGAUGCUUGCCAAGAGCUGGUACUAUUGCAGUCAAACCCUGCACUGGGUCUCUAGAUAACAAUGAUGUUUCAAGCUAGCUUUCUGUUGUGGGGUACAAAGCUUUCAUCCAGUUACAGUAUAAAAGUCAACAAGGGGCUGACAGAUGCCAGCUUGGUUCUGUUGUAAGUGGGGUCUCUUGUUUCAUAACAGUGCUGAUGAGAUGGGAGAAUAACUUCUCAGGUCAAUUUCCAAAGUAAAAUGUGUGGUAACGGCAGCACCCGCAGAAGUAAAACCAACAAAAAAGAGAGGGCAUACCUAUAACAACCUACUUCUGCAUUGGUUUUUUUGGUCCAUUUGCUUUUCAUCCAUAACAAAAGGGUUCUAGUUAUGUUUCUAAUUAAAUCAACAGAAAAGAAGAAGUCACCAAGCAGGUUACUUGUAGAAUACUUUCCUGUUACUUCAUGAUGAGUAAACUGCACAUAAUUUUUAUGCCGAUUGAAACUUUAAAUGUUGAAAACGCAUAUUUAUUUUUAAUAUCUGUAGAAGCAUUUUUCAUUUAAAUCAACUCUAUGUUGUUACACUAAGAACAGCAAAACUUUGAAUGGAGAGCAAAUUUCUGUGUAAUACGAGCAAGAGAGUGGUCAUAACUUUAUCUGUUGUCACAAGAGUAAAUAUGUCUUUUUGGGUUUUGUUCUAGGGAAUUCACUCUCUUAAAAGAAAAUGUCUACAGCUAAUGUUGCAGCAAGAGUGGAAACUUGGCUUUCAUCCACAUGGCAUGUUAAAGUUCCUUUGACAUGGCUGGAAGCGUGUAUUAGUUGGAUCCAGGAAGAAAAUGGUGGUAAUAACUUAAGUCAAGCUCAGAUUAACAGGCAGGUGUUUGAGCAAUGGCUUCUUACUGAUCUAAGAGAUUUGGAAUACCCCAUUUUGCCUGACUGCAUCUUAGAUGCUCCCAAAGGAGAGUUGUCAGGCUUCUACUCCAUACAGAUUGAUUCACUUCUUGAUGUUAGCCAGCCAGCGUAUUCCCAGUUGCAGAAGCUAAGAGGGAAAAAUACUGUAAAUGAAGAAGUAACAGCUGUGACACAGGCUUUCCCGAAGCCCUGGGAAGCAAAGCCUACUCGAAUGCUGAUGCUGCAGCUAACUGAUGGGAUACAUCAGAUUCAGGGCAUGGAGUAUCAACCAGUGCCUGUCCUCCACAGUAACCUUCCUCCUGGAACAAAAAUCACUGUACAGGGUAAUAUUGCAUAUCGUCUUGGAGUUCUUCUGCUUAAACCAGAAAAUGUGAAACUGUUGGGGGGUGAAGUGGAUGCUCUUCUGGAGGAGUAUUCUCAGGAAAGAGUCCUUGCUAGGUUAAUAGGAGAAACAGAAAACCCUAAUUCUGCUGGGCAAGCUGGUCACAACCAAACUGCUUCAAGGCCGGUGCAUGAAUUAGAACAAAUUCCAGGCCCUUCAGAUGAAGAGCUUUUAGCCAGUCUUGAUGAAAAUAACGGAUUUUCUUUAAAUAAUGAAGCAUCUUUAGAAAGUGGAUACUGCAGUAGAAGCAACAAUUUUAGUACAGCCUCAGGUUCGCUGACUGCACACAAUGGAAAUGGUUUGCUGCAGGAAUCUGGAAGUCCUUUGCCUCAUUCAGAUGAACACGUUUCACCUCCCACAGAAUAUGUCGAUGGCUUUUUAAAUGACUUGCCUUUAGAAGAUGACUUUCUUCUGGAAGAAGAGAUGCAAAGAGAGCUGGAAGAAGUGCCGCCAGUGGUCAUGAACAGAAACAUAGGUUUAAUUGCUGAGAGACUUCCACAUACAUCUAGAAGCUCUUGCAAUUCAUCUUUAAAUGGCACUUGUGAAAAAGAUGAUGUGAAUGGGAGAGAUAAGCCUGUAGAAGCUACCAGCAAGCAAAAGACUUUUGGAAGAACAGUAUUUGAUGGAGAUGGAAAUAGCAUGAGUAGUUUUUCACAGCACAAGAGUGUACAUCAGACAUGCAGUUCUACAGAUUUUGCUUUGGAAAAUCCUUCUGAGGAAAGGCAGAAUGAUACAGACCUAGAUGAGAGCAGAUGUAAGCCCCAGCACUCUUCUGACAGCAGGCUGUUAAAUUGCAACCCUGUAUUUUUCUCAAAAACAGAUCCAGAAUUAGAUCCGCAUGUUUCCCAGACCGUUUCUUGUAGAGCAGUAGAGGCACUUGUAGACUUGGAUUCUCCACCUUUCACGUAUAUUUCCCUUCUUCUGGCAAAAAACCCAGAAACUGUUACAAUUCUGAAAGUUAAAUGUUUUAUUGUUACUCUUACUGGAAACCUCACAAGCAGCAAUGGAUCCUGGGGUAUAAAGGCAAAAAUUUCUGAUGGCUCAGCUUAUCUUGAAGUAGAUUUUGCUAAUGAUAUUCUAACAAGUUUGAUUGGCUUUUCAGUGCCUGAAAUGAAUAGGCUGAAAAAGGAUCCAGCUUUACAUCUAAAGCUUAAGGAUGGUUUAGAGAAAUGUCAAAAACAACUGAUAGAUCUCUGUUGUUUGAUGACUAUAGAGUUUAAUCCACUUCAGUCUAAAGCCACUGUAUUACUUCUCCAGGAUGCUGAUGCAAGGCACCUAGAACAAUUAAAGAAACGUUUGAAUAAAUAACAUGUGCAAACUUGCAGACUGUGUAUUAAGGAACAUUUAAGUCAGAUUUCCCCUGAAGGACUGCUGAAAGUUAAAUUUUAAAGUUAAGUGGUAUGUCUUUUCUCUUACCAGGAAAAAUAAUGGAAAACUGAGAGGAGGAAUGACUUGUUGGAGCGAGACUUAGUAGUUUAUUUCUUAUGGUAAUAGUAUUGAAAUAAGCUUUCAAAUAUUUCUGUCUUGAUUUAAAAUACUCUUGUAUCACUUUUAUUCUGCAAAAUCCUCGGUGUCCUUAAUUAGUGGAGUAGCAGAAUUUGUCAGAAAAUGGGUAAUAACAAACAAACUAUAUUGUUGUUAUACUUUUUCAAGGAUGAUUACUUAUUUGAUUUUUAAAAGGUAGCUAUAGGAGACUGUCAAUCUUUUCUUGGAGGAAAGCAGUUGAGCAAAUUCAAACAAAGAAUUAUUGUUUAAAUGCAGUCACUUCUGACUAUGCCAACCUGAAAACUUGGAAUACUUAUUCAGUGUGAAAGAAACUGAAGCAUAGAGAAAUGAAAUAUUUUCUUCUAAAUGUUCAGGUGUGAGGGGAAAAAAAUGCUACCGUAUACAUAAAUGAGAUAAAAAGCUGUAUAUUUUUUUAAAAAAAUAAAGUGCCAAAUAUUUUAAAAUGUUUUAUUAACAGAAAAGAAUUUUUAUAACAUGGGAAAUCUUAUUUUUUUCAUGUUAAUGUUAAUCAUUGCUAAUAGUUUUGAAUGCACAGGCAAGGCCACCUUGUUCAUUCUUAUGAUUACUUGUCUAACCUAUUCAUAGUGUAGCCAAAUACUUGUGCUACAAACCUGUUGUAUGUGUGUAUUUAAUGUUGGUCUUAAUUUUGAUUUAUUUUUUUUUAAUUCUGAUUUUAGAAUGUAUGAAAAUAAAUGUAUUAAAGCUUUCAUUUAAACUUUG
This is a messenger RNA of Calidris pugnax (ruff), 4619 nucleotides long. RefSeq names its product RecQ mediated genome instability 1 (gene RMI1). Lineage: Eukaryota; Metazoa; Chordata; Aves; Charadriiformes; Scolopacidae. The transcript has a single exon. Gene Ontology annotation, biological process: double-strand break repair via homologous recombination; resolution of meiotic recombination intermediates. Gene Ontology annotation, molecular function: nucleotide binding. The record is from RefSeq and is a predicted model, not a curated record. The coding region runs from base 1824 to 3701 and encodes 625 amino acids. Gene Ontology annotation, cellular component: nuclear body; RecQ family helicase-topoisomerase III complex.